This is a messenger RNA of Schistocerca americana (American grasshopper), 3753 nucleotides long. RefSeq lists its product as uncharacterized. The coding region runs from base 20 to 508 and encodes 162 amino acids. The record is from RefSeq and is a predicted model, not a curated record. NCBI's taxonomy places the organism in Eukaryota, Metazoa, Arthropoda, Insecta, Orthoptera, Acrididae. The transcript has 3 exons.
CGGUGUCCAGCGCUCAGCCAUGGAGGCCGGCGUGCUGCGCGUCGUGGUGCUCGUCGCGCUCUUCCUGCUGCUGACGGCGGACUACUCGACGCUGCUGGCGCAGCUGCUCACCGUGCUCGGAUCCCCCGCCGUGCCCGCCUUCGACACCAAGCCUGCCGAAACGGCGCUUGCCGCAGAACACGAGUCCUGGGAACUUUAUCCAAGCUCUACACGCGCCAAACUGCUGUCAACGAUCAAAAACUCGUGUCUUCCGAAGCUGAUAUGUGAAAUGAAUGCCAUGCCGUCCAAGGAGAAACUUACCGAGUCCGAGAAAGCCCUCUUAAAUCUUAUCCGCGACACGAGCAUCAGCGUGACGGCCGAGGUGACGUCGCGAUACCACUUCGCGGCGCACAUGGGGCAGCUGAUCGCGGGGGUGGACGGCGCGGGCUGCCACAACUUCUACCCCAACUGCCCGUUCCCCGGGCUCACUGCGCUCCAAAUGAUCAAGAGCGCCCGCGCCAAGCGGUAGUCGCUGCUCCCCGCACCUUUUAGUUUUGUGCACCGACAAGGUUUCUGGCCAGUGCCGCCAAACUGCUGCCACUUCACGUAAGAGUGGUACAAUUCGCGUGGCCAAAAGAUAACUCUAUUACGAGCUGUGAUGUGCUUUCGUGUUCCAUGUUUUCUUACUUUUAUACUGACGAUUUUCGAGGAAGCCACUAAGACAGUAUAGCUCAUUUUAUCUAUACACAGUGAAUAAUUAUAAGGCCUGUGCAGUAGUGGAAAUGGAUACUAAUGUUCCUCAUCUGUAACAAAUUUAAUGAAACUGAAGACCUGUGACGAUUAUGUUCACAAUUAUUUCACAUAAAAUACAAGUGUAAUGGCGAACUAAUGAAUCUGGAGUACACUAAAUCAAUUUCCAACUUAUUGAACUUCCAGAUAUCGAAACAUGUUAGAGUAUCCCGGUGAUGUGUAAUUCUCUAAAGAGGGUGUUACCAAGUUUUUGGACAUAAGUUGCCAACAGAGUUUGCUUGACAACUCUUUUCGCAUCUGACCGUUUGAAUAACAUAGGUCGCUUUUUGGCAAUCUUGACUUGUUUACGGUGCCAUUUCUAACAUGAGGCCGUAGAUCGCUGAGAACAUUUUAUGGGAAACUCUGUGUCUUUCAGUACUACUUUAACCUGCUAAGCCGGGAGUUUUUCCCCUCUGUGGCUGAGCGCUCAGCAUGUCUGGGCUACACACAGAGGAACGAAAAUCGAGCUCAGUUAUUUUUCCUUAGUGAGAGGACUGUAACGUGGCCUGUUCAGUCUGGUCAGAAACAGUGAUUUCACUUUUGAAACCCGUCAUUAAUUAUUUGAAGCACAAGGUGCUGAUCACACGCUCCUCCAAUAAAGCCAAUGUUUCACACGACUACAGCUCUACGAUGUUGUUUUCAAAAAAAAAAAAUUUGGUAUUUAUCCGUCAUUUUGGCGUACGAUACUGUGAAAAAGAGAAUUAAGCUGUAACGGAAAUUAUUUCAUCACUAUAAGAAUGAACUAUUUACGGACAGAAUUAUUGUGUAAAUUACUCUAGUUGAACUUGGCUCGUAAACUGGCAUAAAAGUUCAAACAUUCUAUGGUGUCACACAUUUCCUUUGUCGGAGGAGCAACUGACUGUCACUGAGAUGGGGGGAAUUCAGAGGUAUAGAUGACGUGAGGUGUCUCAGCGACCGCUGAUUCUUGCCACGACAAAUAUGGAUCAAAAACUUAUGUAGUGUGUCGGCAUCAAAUGCUGGCUUCUUUGCACUACGUAGGGCGUAGUCUGUACGUCUAUUAAAAGCUAUUAAUGCACUUAAUUUCCCUGAUUAUCUUGAUCACUGAAUCCUAGUGAUUUGAAGCGCGUCCCAGAAUCAGAGUCUACACGAAAAUGUCUUGUUCUUAAUGGAUAACUUUAUUUUUGCGUGCCACUAGGUUUCCCAGAUAUCUGUCAUUCGUCUUCCGCUUAUGUUCGGUGCAGCAUUGGUAAUUAUUUCGAACUGACAGUCCCACGUAGCUAAUCUCACAUCCACACAUGCAGAUAAAAAUUCUCGGAAUAUAAGAAUAUAAUAAUCCUUCACAGGGCAGAUCAUAUGUUAGAUUUUCUUCCGCGCUCGAAAAACUGUUUUAAUCCAAUUCCUGUUUAAAAUUAAUCCCAUUUUUCUUUAAAUUGCUGUACAUAGGAAGAAACGCAAGGUACUGACCGUGUUGUUGAUUGACUGGGUGUACGUUUCGCGUUUGCUGAAAGCCUUCAUUUGUCACAUAGCUGUUUCGUUUCAACAUAUGUUUUUUGGUUUAUUUCAGCACCUUGAUGCUUACUGUUGGAUAUUAUUUCAGCUCUGGCUAUCACCGUUGUGCAUAGCUCUCUUUCUGACAGGAUGAUAUGUCUGUUGGUUAAAUGCCAAAUUACGAUUCCAAAGUCUAAUCAUAAUUAUCGAUGAACUAGGUAUAUAUUUAAUUUAAUGUAACUUCAUCCUACGUCAAACAUUGAUGAAUUUGAAAAACUGUUAGUAGUGCAAUAUUAUGGUUGCAAGGCAAAUGCAGGUUCAUUAUUAUAAGACAGGUGAAUUGGUUCGCAGGGUUGAGAAAAACAAAGACAUGCCACCUCCAGGAAAUCGAUUCAGGUCGAUGACUGAUUUAGGUUGGUAAUCUUCGUAUAGUUUGUCGUAAUAGCUUCCAAGCUACGAAAUAACGUUUACGUGGUUUCCAAUGUUUCUCUGUAAAAAGGAAACACAGUGAUGCAUAUCCUUUCGAUGAUCGCCUUCCGUGGCAGUUCACAUCCGAAGCUAGCAGUUGCAAUUUCUUUUUCGUUUUCUACAGUCCAAUUUGAAUUGUAAUAGUCUCCAAUAUACAGUCCCGUCACUUCAGUGCAACACAACAGUACUCCAUGUGAACUUAUCAACAAGGAUUCUUAAGUAAUUUUACUAACGUUGAGUAUAGUUGUCGAAAUAACGUUAUGAGCACUUACGUGGAGUUGAUGUCAACUAUGAUAAUGAGUAGCUACGAUUAACGUUGUACUUGAUAUGUGUAACGAAUAUGAAAUAGAUUCAUUGCUUAUGGAUACAACGCUGUAUAGUUUGGUUCAUCAUUUAAUUUUUGUUUCCCUUUGCUUCUUUGUUAGAAAUGCGAUAAACGGUAGAAAUCAGAAAGCCUCGGAUUUAUUCUAUUUUCAUUCUAACUAGUCUGUAAACAUUCACCUAUCACAUAAUGAUUAGAACCGAGAGAUAUUUUUGUUAAUCCGUUAAACAGUUAAGAGAGUAUCGCAGAUAUUAAUAAACAGACGGUCAGUGAUUAGUGACUUCAUAUCACCCAACGCUCAUCUUGUAUUUAAGCAGGGGAGCUAUUUCACAUCACUUUUGGUUUGACCUGGGAAAUACAGUUUUAAAAUUGUAAGUCAGUGACAUGAAAUAGAGUGAUCUCUAGCAUAAUAGCUGGCACAACAACGAUAUAGACAGCUCUGUGUUUCGUACUGUGCAAAAGUUACACAUUAAACGUAUCCGUGCUCUUUAGCAUCCCUUAAAUAAAUCUCUAGGGGGCAACUUAUUUCAGUCUGCAUUAAUGUUUCCAUUAAUUUUGUCUGUUUUAUAGCCUAGUGGAAAAGUAUUUAGGGUAAUUAACACACAAUACUAGGAUCCAAAUUUCUAGUGCUAAUGCAACCUGCGAAGGCUCACACAAUCCGAUUUAUGUGAUCACUUUUUAUUGUGAUAAUUGAUAUUAUGUUUACUUUCCAUGUGUUCAAUAAAAUCAGCAAAUACUUAAAAAUA